This is a messenger RNA of Cylicocyclus nassatus, 2463 nucleotides long. The record is from the annotation of a GenBank genome assembly. Lineage: Eukaryota; Metazoa; Nematoda; Chromadorea; Rhabditida; Strongylidae.
AUGCGAAGCCGCAGGUUAAAAAGCAUGCAAGAUCUACUUGCUCUUCUACUGCUUCUAACUGCAGCAGUGUCUCCGCAGCAGUUUCGUCACUGUAUCAACACUCUGAGAGGACCGUGUUGUGAUCUGCACAGAUUCUGCGCAUUUUGGUCACGUAACCAGGAAUGCUUGAAAAAUCCAAAUUGGAUGCUGAGGAACUGCCAAAUAUCGUGUCGAGUCUGUGUCAUGGAUACCAUCACUACACAGACGUUCAGUCCACCAACGACAGCCUUUCGCACAGCUCCACCAACCUCUGUAUUUCGCACAGCUCCACCAACCUCCGCCUUUCGCUCACCUUCUUCGCCUUCCUUAGUUCUUCGCCCACCUUCAGUGACUCCAGGAGGAAGAUGCAGUCAAGUCGUGCCCGUAGAGGUGGAAACUCGGCAGGUGUUUUCGGCCGCGCAGAUGCGAUCACGUCAACAACAGCUGGGGUGUGCUGAAGUGCAAAUCCCAGGCAGCUGCAGCGUCAAUGAGUGCUACCAUCGAAGUUUCAGAAGCAUAGACGGAACAUGCAACAACCUUGAAAAUCCUAUAGUGGGUGCUGCCUUUACUCCAUUCAUUCGACUUCUACCGAGUGCUUAUGAUGACGGGAUGAAUGCUCUAGUCGGUAGCUUUAGUCGUGCCAGGCCAAAUCCUCGCGAGCUUUCCAUGUUUCUUCUGUCGACAAGACGAGCUAUCGCAAGCACGAAAAACAGCAUGCUGAUGCAAUUUGGGCAGUUCAUUUCCCACGACAUCACGAAAAAUGCAUUAUCGAAUAUCUGUAAUUGCGGCACGAACAAUAUUCGCUGUGCGAACGUUAUUCGACCUCCAACGGACCCAACGAGAGGGGCAUGCGUGCCGUUCACCCGAUCCGUGCACGUUUGUGGAACUGGCAUGCCAGGUCGCCCUAGGGAGCAGUACAACGAGAACACGGCUUUCAUUGAUGGCAGCUCUGUGUACUCGUCCGAACCCGUGACGCUGCGUGAGCUGCGAGCCGGACCUUUCCUGAAGACAAACGUCGUGAACGGUCGAAUGUUCCCACCAAACAAUGGAAGAGAUUCGAUGACCGCUGGUGACGACCGAGCUACUCUCUUCGUCGGUUUGGCUGCCAUGCACACCACGUUCCUUCGCCUUCACAACGGAAUUGCUGGAGAUCUACAAAAUAUGAACAGGCACUGGAACAUGGACCGCGUUUUCCAGGAAGCGAGAAAGAUCGUAGGAGGUGUCUUGCAGGCGAUCACCUACCAAGAAUUUCUUCCCGCUUUGAUCGGACCCUUUUACGAUAGACUUGUUCCACCCUACACCAAAUAUACACCAUCUAUCAAUCCCGGCAUAUUGAACGAGUUUGCAGCAGCUUCUUACAGGCUCCACGGAAUGAUUCAAGAGGGAUAUCCGCUGAUUGGCCCUAAUUUCGAGAACAGAGGUGAAGUAUCCUUCCUCAGUGGAGUAGGACGCAUUGAGCAAAUUCUAACAGCGAUUGAUGCCAUAUACCGGGGUCUCAUUGCGACUCCAGCACGCAGUCCACAAAGAAUCACGACAUCGGUAACAGAACGACUUUUCAACGGAAUGGACAUGGCCACCAUCAAUGUUCAGCGAGGACGUGAUCAUGGCCUACGCCCAUAUAACGAGUACCGUAGGCUUUGUCGACUUCAGCCACUUACGAGUUUCAAUCAGUGGCCGGAAGUCACCGAAGCAGCUGUUCGAGAACGAGUUUCACAGCUCUACAGAACACCGGACGAUAUCGAUCUAUACGUUGGUGGAGUAUUGGAAGAACCAAUCCCUGGCAGCGUGGUUGGUCCUACAUUUGCAUGCAUUAUUGCAGAACAAUUUGUACGACUUCGCGAUGGAGACAGAUUCUACUUCGAAAACAAGGGAGUGUUCAAGCCUAAGCAAGUGGCAGCGUUGAAGGCAGUGACACUCUCAUGGGUGCUGUGCCAAACAGGUGACAGUAUGACGAGAAUCGUACCAAAUGCCUUCACUAUUGACCGCGGCGAAAGGGCCGUGCCGUGUUCUUCGUUGAAACCGUUGGAUCUGAUGGCCUGGAAGGAAUAGGUAUGAUUCACCUCUGCAAAUGUAAUCGAGUUUGCUCAGCCACCUCGGAUCGCUCAGUUCAGUGCCAAUACUGCUCCUUCUACAUAGUCAAUAUAAGCUUUAUGCACUUACUGGUCUGACUUCGCACACAUGUAACACGCUUUUUCUUCACUUGAACUGAGUGCAUGCAUCAAAUUCUAGUUCAGUUCUGUCAUGUUAAUCUAAAGAUUGUUGUCUUCGUUCUUGUGAGGUCUGAGCAAUAGUUCACCCACCCACAUUAGCGCUACAUUGAUGUAAACUAACUGCAGAAAGAUCUCGUUACUGCCCCGUUAUUGCCUAACACUGCUUUUCAUAGGAUCUGCGAAAGAAUUAUCUAUAGAGUUUUUGCUUUUAUGAUUGUACAAUAAAGGAUUUAAC